This is a messenger RNA of Fundulus heteroclitus (mummichog), 2202 nucleotides long. RefSeq names its product zinc finger protein 143b (gene znf143b). Gene Ontology annotation, biological process: central nervous system development; regulation of transcription by RNA polymerase II. The record is from RefSeq and is a predicted model, not a curated record. Gene Ontology annotation, cellular component: nucleus. The coding region runs from base 8 to 1888 and encodes 626 amino acids. Gene Ontology annotation, molecular function: RNA polymerase II cis-regulatory region sequence-specific DNA binding; DNA-binding transcription factor activity, RNA polymerase II-specific. The transcript is spliced from 14 exons. NCBI's taxonomy places the organism in Eukaryota, Metazoa, Chordata, Actinopteri, Cyprinodontiformes, Fundulidae.
CUAAAGCAUGCUCUUGGCCCAGAUAAACCGGGACUCCCAGGGAAUGUCAGAGUUUCACGAUGCAGAUGGGCAGCCAGUUACGCUGUGUCUGACGGAGGCCGUGACCGUAGCAGAUGGGGAUCAGAUGGAGAACAUGGACACAGUGAGCCUGCAGGCCGUCACCCUUGCAGAUGGUUCCACUGCGUAUAUCCAACAUGACUCCAAAGCUUCCUUCUCCGAUGGCCAGAUCAUGGACGGUCAGGUGAUCCAGCUGGAGGAUGGCUCAGCUGCCUAUGUUCAGCAUGUGUCCAUGCCUAAAGCAGGAGGAGACAGUUUACAGCUUGAAGACGGGCAGGCUGUUCAGUUGGAAGAUGGAACGACCGCCUUCAUUCACACACCCAAAGCAACGUAUGACCAGAGCGGCCUGCAGGAGGUCCAGCUUGAGGACGGAAGCACCGCCUACAUCCAUCACACGGUGCACAUGCCUCAGCCCAACACCAUCCUGGCCAUCCAGGCCGACGGCACCAUCGCAGACCUCCAGACUGAGGCCACAGCCAUCGACCCAGAGACCAUCAGUGUGCUUGAACAGUAUAGCACCAAGGUAGAGAACAUUGAAAACCCCCUGGGGUCUUAUGGCAGAGUGGAAGCAGACAACGGCGUCCACAUGAGGAUUGUGCUGCAGGGUCAAGACGACAGGCCGCUAAGAAUGGCACACGUGGGAGAAAAGUCUUUUCGGUGUGACUAUGAAGGCUGUGGAAAGCUCUACACCACCGCCCACCACCUCAAGGUACACGAGCGCUCGCACACCGGCGACAAACCGUAUGUCUGCGAUUACCAGGGCUGCGGAAAGAAGUUCGCAACAGGUUAUGGACUGAAGAGUCACUCGCGGACGCACACAGGGGAAAAGCCAUACAGAUGUCUGGAGAUCAACUGCUGCAAGUCUUUUAAAACCUCCGGGGACCUUCAGAAGCACACCAGGACUCAUACAGGAGAAAAGCCUUUUAAGUGCCCCGUGGAAGGCUGCGGCCGGUCCUUCACCACGUCCAACAUCCGCAAAGUUCACAUCCGAACCCACACAGGAGAGCGGCCGUACUACUGCUCCGAGCCCAGCUGUGGACGCUCAUUCGCCAGUGCCACCAAUUACAAGAACCAUAUGAGGAUUCACACAGGGGAGAAGCCCUACGUGUGCACGGUGCCUGGGUGCGAGAAGCGCUUCACGGAGUACUCCAGCCUUUAUAAACACCACGUCGUCCACACGCCCUGCAAGCCCUACAACUGCAACCACUGUGGCAAAACCUACAAGCAGAUCUCCACGCUGGCCAUGCACAAGCGCACGGCGCACAACGACACGGAGCCCAUCGAAGAGGAGCAGGAGGCCUUCUUCGAGCCGCCAGCAGAUGCCAUCGACGAUCCGAAUGUGAACUACACUCCAACCGUGGUUGAUGCGGAGGACUCUGGCUCAGAACCGGUUCCUGUGGAGUCCUCGGACAUCUCCGGCCAGCAGCAAGUAGCCCUGGUGACCCACGAAGAUGGAACCCAACAGGUCAGCAUCUCAGAAGCAGACCUGCGAGCUAUGGGUGGCACCAUCACCAUGGUAACACAGGAAGGCACAACCAUAACCAUCCCGGCCCACGAACUAGCAGCCCAAGGUCCCCACUCGGUCACCAUGGUGGCAGCGGACGGGUCGGAUGAGCAGGUGGCCAUCAUGACGCCCGACAUGGCGUCAUUCCACACGGUCGAGGAAGCAAGCUACGGCCAAGAGCAAGACGACAUUCAUCCUGUCACAUUACUGGCCACCCCCAACGGCACUCACAUUGCUGUGCAGCUUAGUGAUCAACCUUCGCUGGAAGAAGCCAUCAGAAUAGCCUCAAGAAUACAGCAAGGAGAGACACCAGGCCUGGAUGACUGAUUGACGACUCUGAAAGGACAAGGAAUGAAGAUCCAAGACCAUUGCAUAUAUAUAUAUAUAUAUAUAUAUAUAUAUAUAUAUAUAUAUAUAUAUAUAUAUAUAUAUAUAUAUAUAUAUAUAUAAAUCCUGUCUUCCCCAGUUUGGUUUUCACAACCGAACUUGGCUUUUAUGUGUAAAUAGGAUUUUGAUAACUGACGCUAUGUUAUGAAAAGAUUAAAGAGAGUAUUGAUGCUUUCUAAUGUUGCUUAAUGCACAGUGCAGUGUACAGAAAAUGCUAUUUCUAAAAAAAAUUAAAUAAAAGAUUGUGUUGACAA